AUGGCUGUUAAACCUCAAGCUUGUACCAUUAAAAAGUUAGAUGAAGUUGUUGUUAACAGAAUAGCUGCAGGGGAAGUUAUUCAAAGACCAGCAAAUGCUUUGAAAGAAAUGAUAGAAAAUAGCCUGGAUGCUGGUUCCACUAAUAUACAGGUGACAGUAAAACAGGGUGGUUUGAAAUUAUUACAGAUACAAGAUAAUGGUAGUGGUAUUAGGAAAGAUGAUAUGAAAAUAGUUUGUGAAAGAUUUACUACCAGUAAAUUACAGAAAUUUGAAGAUUUACAGAGUAUUGCUACAUAUGGUUUCCGUGGUGAAGCUUUAGCUAGUAUUAGUCAUGUAGCUCAUGUUACCAUAACAACAAGAACAGCAGAUUCUAAAUGUGCUUACAGAGGUUGCUAUGUAGAUAGUGAAUUAAAAGAUACAGUAAAACCAUGUGCUGGUAAUGUUGGUACUCAAAUCACAGUAGAAGAUUUAUUCUAUAAUAUUGCUACCAGAAGAAAAGCUCUUCGUAGUCCAGCAGAAGAACAUGCUAAAGUAGCAGAAGUUGUUAGUAGAUAUGCUGUUCAUAAUUCUAAAUGUGGAUUUACAUUGAAAAAGCAUGGAGACAAUAUGGCUGAUGUUAGAACACCCAGUAAUUCUACAUGUGUUGACAAUAUAAGAACAAUAUUUGGUGCUUCUAUUGCCAGGUGA
This is a messenger RNA of Lottia gigantea (owl limpet), 687 nucleotides long. RefSeq lists its product as hypothetical. The transcript is spliced from 7 exons. The record is from RefSeq and is a predicted model, not a curated record. Gene Ontology annotation, biological process: mismatch repair. Gene Ontology annotation, cellular component: MutLalpha complex. The coding region runs from base 1 to 687 and encodes 228 amino acids. Lineage: Eukaryota; Metazoa; Mollusca; Gastropoda; Lottiidae. Gene Ontology annotation, molecular function: ATP hydrolysis activity; ATP binding; mismatched DNA binding.